CUUAAAGACAGAGUCAGUAUUGAAAUCCACCCACCCCAAUCAUCUUCCUCCAUGUCUGAGAGUGAGUCACAGACUCAAAGGCAUGUGUAGUUGCUCGGGCCCUGGAUGAAGCAGUCCAGCUGUUGCCUUCCUGCAAAGGAGGGGGGAGUUGGAUUUCACAGGCUGCGGGAGCUGCAACUUCGCAACUUCGCUUGGAGUGUGGCAGGGCAGGAGGACUCCUGGCGGGGGCGACGAGGCACCUCUCUUCCUAACCUGAUGGGAGGAACUCUCCACUCAGCCUGACUUUGCGGCAGCGACACAUUUGUUUACUGACGCUCUGCAUGCUUCAGUUUGCAAGUGCUGCUUGGAGAAAAGGAAGGGGCUGGUCCCGGAGUGGCAUGCUUGAAUCUGUUUUAACUUCACCUCAACUUUUGAGAACUUUUGUUUGUUUCUUUUGGUCAAGAGGCUGGGGAGAGGCCAUGGCCCAGUGGUAGAGCACCUGAGGUCCCAAGUUCAAUCCCUAGCAUCGCCAGGUAGGGCUGGCAAUGUACCCCUACCAGAAACCCUGGAGAGACACUGCAAACCAGUGUAAACAAUAUUGAGCAAGAUGGACCAAGAGGCUGGCUCAGUACAAGGCAGAUUCCUACAUUCUUGAGGUGUGAAAGGUACGAGAACACACCAAGGUCCUUUAUCAGCUUCUGGCAGACAACUGAGACCAGAGGACACUGAGGCUGAUGGUGAGGCUGAUACGGAAGAUGAUUCUGUCAGCGAAGUGAGAACUGAAAACAUACGACCGAGACCACAAGGAUCCUCUCCUGUUUAUGAGUAUUGCAUAGAAGAUGAAUUUUUUAACAAAAAGCUUCAGCAAGAUAUAGAGAACAGACAAAGACGGGAUUCUUCUAUCAAAAUGAGCGAUUCGCAGGAAUCUAUGGAGGUGACCUUGCAAACAGAAGUGGAAUCUGGGGCAAGUGGAUUUAGUGUGGCCGGCGGAGGAGCCGAGGGGAUAUUUGUGAAGCAAGUGCUCAAAGAGUCCCCAGCAUCAAAGUUAUUCAGUCUGAGAGAAGGUGAUCAGCUACUGAGUGCCACGAUCUUUUUUGAUGAUAUCAAAUAUGAAGAUGCACUCAAGAUUCUGCAGCAUUCUGAGCCAUACAAAGUACAGUUCAAUCUUAAAAGAAAGUUGACUGGGAAGGAAGAUCUUGAAGCAAUACAUUUUGCAACACAAUCCAAAAAGGAAAAAUUGAGUCAGGGAAAGGAAACAUUGGAAAUACCAGAGAAGACAAUCACAGAAGAAGAUAAAGCAACCUUAAUUGUAAAACAAAGAGUUGGACGACCAAAAAGACCCAAGAAAGACAGACUCUCCUGGCCAAAAUUCCAGUCAAUGAAAGGUAAAAAGAUUUUGGAACAUAGGAGAUCUCGUAGCACAUCAGAUGCAUAUGAGCAUGGCAUUCCAGAUGUUUCUCCAACAAGCACAGACACAGAAUCACAAUUUCAGGCAGAAGAAAUUCAAGCAAAACUUAAAAAAGGAAGUCAAAAGAAAUUAAAAUUCCCCAGUAUUGGGUUCAAGAUGCAUAGAAGUAAACAGGAACCAGAGGAGAGGGCAAAAUAUGAAGCCAAACAUCUUACAGAGUAUGAAAAUGAUAAUGCCCAGGAAAUCCCAGGAAAAAUCACAGUAGAAUAUUCUACUUCACAGACUAAAGACAAAAAAAAAGGAGAGGUAGAGGACCUAAAAAGAGAUGUAAAAGAAACAAACUUUGAACUACCAUAUCAAUCAAAUAAAUGUCCUGAAGUUGAAUUAACUAUUAAAAAACACAAGGAAAAGAAACCGAAGUCCACACUCAUGACAAAACACUCAGAAACAACAGUAAUAACAUCACAGAUAGCAACACCAAUGUUACAAACAACUGAAAUACAAGAUAAGCAUACAAAUGAGUUAAUAAAACCAAAGAUACGUAAAAAAAAGCAGAAAGGAUCAACAGAAAAAAUGCAGGCAAAAAUAAAAAUGGACAACGAACAAGCAGAAAAACAAUCAAAAACAUUGGAUAGCAUACUGAAUAGCAUACCAGGAAAAACGUAUCAAAUUGAAGAAGAUUCAGAUCUCAUAUUACAAGCAACAGACAUAAAAAUCGCGACAGGCCAGGCUUCCACUGAAUUGAAAACUACAGGGUUCAAGACAGAGGCACCAUCAGUCGACACUGCAGACAUCGAAGGGGACGGGACGAAAAUACACAUACCAAAGUUCAAGAUGCCCAGCAUGGGUUUCUCCAAACCAGAAAUCAAAGGCCCCAAAGUCGAUGUAGACAUCAGCGAGCCUAAAGUUCACGUCACUCUUCCUGAUGUCAGUGUUACCAAGCAAGAGCUGAAAAUGGGGGACCUAGCGGCAGACAUCAGCCUCUCAGCACCUGAGGUAAAGCUUCCAACGGGCCAGGCUUCCUUGGAAUUGAAAGCUCCAGUGCUCCAGAUAGAGGCACCAUCAGCUGAGAUUGCUCUGGAGGGCAGUGAGGCAAAGCCGGAGGGCAUGGAUAGAAAGUUUAAAAUGCCUAAAUUCCAAAUGCCCAAGAUUGGAAUUUCGCUUCCCAAAGGGAAAGAAACUGCCAAAGGGGAAAUGACCUUACCUUCCGUGGAAGUGGACAAAUCCAUGCCGGACCUUAAAGCUGAGGUGACACUGCCCUCAAUGGACAUUGGGGCUGACGUGAAGGUGCCAGGAGCCGACAUAUGGGCACCUACUGUGGAAGUGGAGGUUGGUGAGAAAGGCAAAAUCAAGACGCCCGAUGUCAAGAUGCCCAGUGUCCAAGUCCCCAAACUGAAGACUCCUCAAGUGGGGGUCACCCUGCCAAAGGUCGAGGCAGAUGUCUCCCUCCCCAAAGCAAAAGUCACUGUGCCAGAGGCAGAGAUCUCCGUCAAGGUGCCUGAUGCAGAAGGCAGCAUCGAAGGAGGCGGGAUGAAAAUACACAUGCCAAAGUUCAAGAUGCCCAGCAUGGGUUUCUCCAAACCAGAAAUCAAAGGCCCCAAAGUCGAUGUGGACGUCAGCCUGCCUAAAGUCGGCGUCACUCUUCCUGAUGUUCGCAUUACCAAGCCCGAGUUGAAAACAGGGGACCUGGCGGCAGACAUCAGCCUCUCCGCACCUGAGGUAAAGCUUCCAACGGGCCAGGCUUCCUUGGAACUGAAAGCUCCAGAGCUCCAGAUAGAGGCACCAUCCGCCGAGAUUGCUCUGGAGGGUGGUGGGGCGAAGCUGGAGGGCACAGACAGUAAGUUUAAGAUGCCUAAAUUCCAAAUGCCCAAAUUUGGAAUUUCGCUUCCCAAAGGGAAAGCAGCUGCCGAAGGGGAAAUCACCUUACCUUCCGUGGAAGCCGACGUGUCCAUGCCGGAACUGAAAGCGAAGGUGACACUGCCGUCUGUGGGUGUCGGGGCUGACGUGAAGGUGCCAGGAACCGACAUACGGGCACCUGGUGUGGAAGUGGAAGUUGGUGAGAAAGGCAAAAUCAAGAUGCCCGAUGUCAAGAUGCCCGAUGUCAAGAUGCCGAGUGUCAAAGUCCCCAAUCUGAAGACUCCUCAAGUGGGGGUCACCCUGCCAAAGGUCGAGGCGGAUGUCUCCAUCCCCAAAGCAAGAGUUGCGGUGCCAGAGGCAGAGGUCUCCGUCAAGGUGCCCGAUGCAGAAGGCAGCAUCGAAGGGGGCGGGAUGAAAAUACACAUGCCAAAGUUCAAGAUGCCCAGCAUGGGUUUCUCCAAACCAGAAAUCAAAGGCCCCAAAGUCGAUGUGGACAUCAGCCUGCCUAAAGUCGACAUCAGUCUUCCUGAUGUUGGUGUUACCAAGCCCGAACUGAAAACGGCGGACCUGGCGGCAGACAUCAGCCUCUCAGCACCUGAGGUAAAGCUUCCAACGGGCCAGGCUUCCUUGGAACUGAAAGCUCCAGAGCUCCAGAUGGAGGCACCAUCCGCCGAGAUUGCUCUGGAGGGUGGUGGGGUGAAGCUGGAGGGCACGGACAGUAAGUUUAAGAUGCCUAAACUCCAAAUGCCCAAGUUUGGAAUUUCACUUCCCAAAGGGAAAGCAGCCGCCGAAGGGGAAAUCACCUUACCUUCCGUGGAAGCCGAUAUGUCCAUGCCGGACCUGAAAUCGAAGGUGACACUGCCGUCUUUGGGCCUCGGGGCUGACGUGAAGGUGCCAGGAACCGACAUACGGGCACCUGGUGUGGAAGUGGAAGUUGGUGAGAAAAGCAAAAUCAAGAUGCCUGAUGUCAAGAUGCCCAGUGUCAAAGUCCCCAAACUGAAGACUCCUCAAGAGGGGGUCACCCUGCCAAAGGUUGAGGUGGAUGUCUCCCUCCCCAAAGCAAAGGUUGCGGUGCCAGAGGCAGAGGUCUCCAUCAAGGUGCCCGACACAGAAGGCAGCAUCGAAGGAGGCGGGAUGAAAAUACACAUGCCAAAGUUCAAGAUGCCCAGCAUGGGUUUCUCCAAACCAGAAAUCAAAGGCCCCAAAGUCGAUGUGGACAUCAGCCUGGCUAAAGCCGACAUCAGUCUUCCUGAUGUCAGCGUUACGAAGCCCGAGCUGAAAAUGGGGGACCAGGUGGCAGACAUCAGCCUCUCAGCACCUGAGGUAAAGCUUCCAAUGGGCCAGGCUUCCUUGGAAUUCAAAGCUCCAGAGCUCCAGAUAGAGGCACCAUCUGCCGAGAUUACUCUGGUGGGAGGUGAGGUGAAGCUGGAGGGCAUGGACAGUAAGUUUAAGAUGCCUAAACUCCAAAUGCCCAAGUUUGGAAUUUCACUUCCCAAAGAGAAAGCAGCUGCCAAAGGGGAAAUCACCUUACCUUCCGUGGAAGCGGACGUAUCCAUGCCAGACCUGAGAGCCGAGGUGACACUGCCAUCUGUGGGCCUCGGGGCUGACGUGAAGGCGCCAGGAGCCGACAUACGGGCACCCGGUGUGGAAGUGGAAGUUGGUGAGAAAGGCAAAAUCAAGAUUCCCGAUGUCAAGAUGCCCAGUGUCAAAGUCCCCAAACUGAAGACUCCUCAAGUGGGGGUCACCCUGCCAAAGGUCGAGGCAGAUGCCUCCCUCCCGAAAGCAAAAGUCGCGAUGCCAGAGGCAGAGGUCUCCGUCAAGGUGCCCGACGCAGAAGGCAGCAUCGAAGGAGGUGGGAUGAAAAUACACAUGCCAAAGUUCAAGAUGCCCAGCAUGGGUUUCUCCAAACCAGAAAUCAAAGGCCCCAAAGUUGAUGUGGACGUCAGCCUGCCGAAAGUCGACAUCAGUCUUCCUGAUGUCAUCGUUACCAAGCCCGAGCUGAAAACAGGGGACCUGGCGGCAGACAUCAGCCUCUCAGCACCUGAGGUAAAGCUUCCAACGGGCCAGGCUUCCUUGGAACUGAAAGCUCCAGAGCUCCAGAUAGAGGCACCAUCCCCCGAGAUUGCUCUGGAGGGCGGUGAGGCGAAGCUGGAGGGCACGGACAGUAAGUUUCAGAUGCCUAAAUUCCAAAUGCCCAAGUUUGGAAUUUCACUUCCCAAAGGGAAAGCAGCUGCUGAAGGGGAAAUCACCUUACCUUCCGUGGAAGCAGACAUAUCCAUGCCAGACCUGAAAGCCGAGGUGACACUGCCAUCUGUGGGCCUCGGGGCUGACGUGAAGGUGCCAGGAGCCGACAUACGGGCACCCGGUGUGGAAGUGGAAGUUGGUGAGAAAGGCAAAAUCAAGAUGCCCGAUGUCAAGAUGCCCAGUGUCAAAGUCCCCAAACUGAAGACUCCUCAAGUGGGGGUCACCCUGCCAAAGGUCGAGGCAGAUGGCUCCAUCCCCAAAGCAAAAGUCACUGUGCCAGAGGCAGAGGUCUCCGUCAAGGUGCCCGAUGCGGAAGGCAGCAUCGAAGGGGGCGGGAUGAAAAUACACAUGCCAAAGUUCAAGAUGCCCAGCAUGGGUUUCUCCAAACCAGAAAUCAAAGGCCCCAAAGUCGAUGUGGACGUCAGCCUGCCUAAAGUCGGCGUCACUCUUCCUGAUGUCAGCGUUACCAAGCCCGAGCUGAAAACAGGGGACCUGGCGGCAGACAUCAGCCUCUCAGCACCUGAGGUAAAGCUUCCAACGGGCCAGGCUUCCUUGGAACUGAAAGCUCCAGAGCUCCAGAUAGAGGCACCAUCCGCCAAGAUUGCUCUGGAGGGCGGUGAGGCGAAGCUGGAGGGCACGGACAGUAAAUUUAAGAUGCCUAAAUUCCAAAUGCCCAAGUUUGGAAUUUCACUUCCCAAAGGGAAAGCAGCUGCUGAAGGGGAAAUCACCUUACCUUCCGUGGAAGCAGACAUAUCCAUGCCAGACCUGAAAGCCGAGGUGACACUGCCAUCUGUGGGCCUCGGGGCUGACGUGAAGGUGCCAGGAGCCGACAUACGGGCACCCGGUGUGGAAGUGGAAGUUGGUGAGAAAGGCAAAAUCAAGAUGCCCGAUGUCAAGAUGCCCAGUGUCAAAGUCCCCAAACUGAAGACUCCUCAAGUGGGGGUCACCCUGCCAAAGGUCGAGGCAGAUGGCUCCAUCCCCAAAGCAAAAGUCACUGCGCCAGAGGCAGAGGUCUCCGUCAAGGUGCCCGAUGCGGAAGGCAGCAUCGAAGGGGGCGGGAUGAAAAUACACAUGCCAAAGUUCAAGAUGCCCAGCAUGGGUUUCUCCAAACCAGAAAUCAAAGGCCCCAAAGUCGAUGUGGACGUCAGCCUGCCUAAAGUCGGCGUCACUCUUCCUGAUGUCAGCGUUACCAAGCCCGAGCUGAAAACAGGGGACCUGGCGGCAGACAUCAGCCUCUCAGCACCUGAGGUAAAGCUUCCAACGGGCCAGGCUUCCUUGGAACUGAAAGCUCCAGAUCUCCAGAUAGAGGCACCAUCCGCCAAGAUUGCUCUGGAGGGCGGUGAGGCGAAGCUGGAGGGCACGGACAGUAAAUUUAAGAUGCCUAAAUUCCAAAUGCCCAAGUUUGGAAUUUCACUUCCCAAAGGGAAAGCAGCUGCCGAAGGGGAAAUCAUCUUACCUUCUGUGGAAGCGGACGUAUCCAUGCCAGACCUGAAAGCCGAGGUGACACUGCCGUCUGUGGGCCUCAGGGCUGACGUGAAGGUGCCAGGAGCUGACAUACGGGCACCCGGUGUGGAAGUGGAAGUUGGUGAGAAAGGCAAAAUCAAGAUGCCCGAUGUCAAGAUGCCCAGUGUCAAAGUCCCCAAACUGAAGACUCCUCAAGUGGGGGUCACCCUGCCAAAGGUCGAGGCAGAUGUCUCCAUCCCCAAAGCAAAAGUCGCUGUGCCAGAGGCAGAGGUCUCCGUCAAGGUGCCCGAUGCAGAAGGCAGCAUCGAAGGGGGCGGGAUGAAAAUACACAUGCCAAAGUUCAAGAUGCCCAGCAUGGGUUUCUCCAAACCAGAAAUCAAAGGCCCCAAAGUCGAUGUGGACGUCAGCCUGCCUAAAGUCGGCGUCACUCUUCCUGAUGUCAGCGUUACCAAGCCCGAGCUGAAAACAGGGGACCUGGUGGCAGACAUCAGCCUCUCAGCACCUGAGGUAAAGCUUCCAACGGGCCAGGCUUCCUUGGAACUGAAAGCUCCAGAGCUCCAGAUAGAGGCACCAUCCGCCGAGAUUGCUCUGGAGGGCGGUGAGGCGAAGCUGGAGGGCACGGACAGUAAAUUUAAGAUGCCUAAAUUCCAAAUGCCCAAGUUUGGAAUUUCACUUCCCAAAGGGAAAGCAGCUGCCGAAGGGGAAAUCAUCUUACCUUCUGUGGAAGCGGACGUAUCCAUGCCGGACCUGAAAGCCGAGGUGACACUGCCGUCUGUGGGCCUCGGGGCUGACGUGAAGGUGCCAGGAGCUGACAUACGGGUACCCGGUGUGGAAGUGGAAGUUGGUGAGAAAGGCAAAAUCAAGAUGCCCAAUGUCAAGAUGCCCAGUGUCAAAGUCCCCAAACUGAAGACUCCUCAAGUGGGGGUCACCCUGCCAAAGGUCGAGGCAGAUGUCUCCAUCCCCAAAGCAAAAGUCGCUGUGCCAGAGGCAGAGGUCUCCGUCAAGGUGCCCGAUGCAGAAGGCAGCAUCGAAGGGGGCGGGAUGAAAAUACACAUGCCAAAGUUCAAGAUGCCCAGCAUGGGUUUCUCCAAACCAGAAAUCAAAGGCCCCAAAGUCGAUGUGGACGUCAGCCUGCCUAAAGUCGGCGUCACUCUUCCUGAUGUCAGCGUUACCAAGCCCGAGCUGAAAACAGGGGACCUGGCGGCAGACAUCAGCCUCUCAGCACCUGAGGUAAAGCUUCCAACGGGCCAGGCUUCCUUGGAACUGAAAGCUCCAGAGCUCCAGAUAGAGGCACCAUCCGCCAAGAUUGCUCUGGAGGGCGGUGAGGCGAAGCUGGAGGGCACGGACAGUAAAUUUAAGAUGCCUAAAUUCCAAAUGCCCAAGUUUGGAAUUUCACUUCCCAAAGGGAAAGCAGCUGCCGAAGGGGAAAUCACCUUACCUUCUGUGGAAGCAGACAUAUCCAUGCCAGACCUGAAAGCCGGGGUGACACUGCCGUCUGUGGGCCUCGGGGCUGACGUGAAGGUGCCAGGAGCUGACAUACGGGUACCCGGUGUGGAAGUGGAAGUUGGUGAGAAAGGCAAAAUCAAGAUGCCCAAUGUCAAGAUGCCCAGUGUCAAAGUCCCCAAACUGAAGACUCCUCAAGUGGGGGUCACCCUGCCAAAGGUCGAGGCAGAUGUCUCCAUCCCCAAAGCAAAAGUCGCUGUGCCAGAGGCAGAGGUCUCCGUCAAGGUGCCCGAUGCAGAAGGCAGCAUCGAAGGGGGCGGGAUGAAAAUACACAUGCCAAAGUUCAAGAUGCCCAGCAUGGGUUUCUCCAAACCAGAAAUCAAAGGCCCCAAAGUCGAUGUGGAUGUCAGCCUGCCUAAAGUCGGCGUCACUCUUCCUGAUGUCAGCGUUACCAAGCCCGAGCUGAAAACAGGGGACCUGGCGGCACACAUCAGCCUCUCAGCACCUGAGGUAAAGCUUCCAACGGGCCAGGCUUCCUUGGAACUGAAAGCUCCAGAGCUCCAGAUAGAGGCACCAUCCGCCAAGAUUGCUCUGGAGGGCGGUGAGGCGAAGCUGGAGGGCACGGACAGUAAAUUUAAGAUGCCUAAAUUCCAAAUGCCCAAGUUUGGAAUUUCACUUCCCAAAGGGAAAGCAGCUGCCGAAGGGGAAAUCAUCUUACCUUCUGUGGAAGCGGACGUAUCCAUGCCGGACCUGAAAGCCGAGGUGACACUGCCGUCUGUGGGCCUCGGGGCUGACGUGAAGGUGCCAGGAGCUGACAUACGGGUACCCGGUGUGGAAGUGGAAGUUGGUGAGAAAGGCAAAAUCAAGAUGCCCAAUGUCAAGAUGCCCAGUGUCAAAGUCCCCAAACUGAAGACUCCUCAAGUGGGGGUCACCCUGCCAAAGGUCGAGGCAGAUGUCUCCAUCCCCAAAGCAAAAGUCGCUGUGCCAGAGGCAGAGGUCUCCGUCAAGGUGCCCGAUGCAGAAGGCAGCAUCGAAGGGGGCGGGAUGAAAAUACACAUGCCAGAGUUCAAGAUGCCCAGCAUGGGUUUCUCCAAACCAGAAAUCAAAGGCCCCAAAGUCGAUGUGGACGUCAGCCUGCCUAAAGUCGGCGUCACUCUUCCUGAUGUCAGCGUUACCAAGCCCGAGCUGAAAACAGGGGACCUGGUGGCAGACAUCAGCCUCUCAGCACCUGAGGUAAAGCUUCCAACGGGCCAGGCUUCCUUGGAACUGAAAGCUCCAGAGCUCCAGAUAGAGGCACCAUCCCCCGAGAUUGCUCUGGAGGGCGGUGAGGCGAAGCUGGAGGGCACGGAAAGUAAGUUUGAGAUGCCUAAAUUCCAAAUGCCCAAGUUUGGAAUUUCACUUCCCAAAGGGAAAGCAGCUGCCGAAGGGGAAAUCACCUUACCUUCCGUGGAAGCAGACAUAUCCAUGCCAGACCUGAAAGCCGGGGUGACACUGCCGUCUGUGGGCCUCGCGGCUGACGUGAAGGUGCCAGGAGCCGACAUACGGGCACCCGGUGUGGAAGUGGAAGUUGGUGAGAAAGGCAAAAUCAAGAUGCCCGAUGUCAAGAUGCCCAGUGUCAAAGUCCCCAAACUGAAGACUCCUCAAGUGGGGGUCACCCUGCCAAAGGUCGAGGCAGAUGUCUCCAUCCCCAAAGCAAAAGUCGCUGUGCCAGAGGCAGAGGUCUCCGUCAAGGUGCCCGAUGCAGAAGGCAGCAUCGAAGGGGGCGGGAUGAAAAUACACAUGCCAAAGUUCAAGAUGCCCAGCAUGGGUUUCUCCAAACCAGAAAUCAAAGGCCCCAAAGUCGAUGUGGACGUCAGCCUGCCUAAAGUCGGCGUCACUCUUCCUGAUGUCAGCGUUACUAAGCCCGAGCUGAAAACAGGGGACCUGGCGGCAGACAUCAGCCUCUCAGCACCUGAGGUAAAGCUUCCAACGGGCCAGGCUUCCUUGGAACUGAAAGCUCCAGAGCUCCAGAUAGAGGCACCAUCCGCCAAGAUUGCUCUGGAGGGCGGUGAGGCGAAGCUGGAGGGCACGGACAGUAAAUUUAAGAUGCCUAAAUUCCAAAUGCCCAUGUUUGGAAUUUCACUUCCCAAAGGGAAAGCAGCUGCCGAAGGGGAAAUCAUCUUACCUUCUGUGGAAGCGGACGUAUCCAUGCCGGACGUGAAAGCCGAGGUGACACUGCCGUCUGUGGGCCUCGGGGCUGACGUGAAGGUGCCAGGAGCCGACAUACGGGUACCCGGUGUGGAAGUGGAAGUUGGUGAGAAAGGCAAAAUCAAGAUGCCCGAUGUCAAGAUGCCCAGUGUCAAAGUCCCCAAACUGAAGACUCCUCAAGUGGGGGUCACCCUGCCAAAGGUCAAGGCAGAUGUCUCCAUCCCCAAAGCAAAAGUAGCUGUGCCAGAGGCAGAGGUCUCCGUCAAGGUGCCCGAUGCAGAAGGCAGCAUCGAAGGGGGUGGGAUGAAAAUACACAUGCCAGAGUUCAAGAUGCCCAGCAUGGGUUUCUCCAAACCAGAAAUCAAAGGCCCCAAAGUCGAUGUGGACGUCAGCCUGCCUAAAGUCGGCGUCACUCUUCCUGAUGUCAGCGUUACCAAGCCCGAGCUGAAAACAGGGGACCUGGUGGCAGACAUCAGCCUCUCAGCACCUGAGGUAAAGCUUCCAACGGGCCAGGCUUCCUUGGAACUGAAAGCUCCAGAGCUCCAGAUAGAGGCACCAUCCGCCAAGAUUGCUCUGGAGGGCGGUGAGGCGAAGCUGGAGGGCACAGACAGUAAAUUUAAGAUGCCUAAAUUCCAAAUGCCCAAGUUUGGAAUUUCACUUCCCAAAGGGAAAGCAGCUGCCGAAGGGGAAAUCAUCUUACCUUCUGUGGAAGCGGACGUAUCCAUGCCGGACCUGAAAGCCGAGGUGACACUGCCGUCUGUGGGCCUCGGGGCUGACGUGAAGGUGCCAGGAGCCGACAUACAGGUACCCGGUGUGGAAGUGGAAGUUGGUGAGAAAGGCAAUAUCAAGAUGCCCGAUGUCAAGAUGCCCAGUGUCAAAGUCCCCAAACUGAAGACUCCUCAAGUGGGGGUCACCCUGCCAAAGGUCGAGGCAAAUGUCUCCAUCCCCAAAGCAAAAGUCGCUGUGCCAGAGGCAGAGGUCUCCGUCAAGGUGCCCGAUGCAGAAGGCAGCAUCGAAGUGGGCGGGAUGAAAAUACACAUGCCAAAGUUCAAGAUGCCCAGCAUGGGUUUCUCCAAACCAGAAAUCAAAGGCCCCAAAGUCGAUGUGGACGUCAGCCUGCCCAAAGUCGGCGUCACUCUUCCUGAUGUCAGCGUUACCAAGCCCAAGCUGAAAACAGGGGACCUGGCGGCAGACAUCAGCCUCUCAGCACCUGAGGUAAAGCUUCCAACGGGCCAGGCUUCCUUGGAACUGAAAGCUCCAGAGCUCCAGAUAGAGGCACCAUCCGCCAAGAUUGCUCUGGAGGGCGGUGAGGCGAAGCUGGAGGGCACGGACAGUAAAUUUAAGAUGCCUAAAUUCCAAAUGCCCAAGUUUGGAAUUUCACUUCCCAAAGGGAAAGCAGCUGCCGAAGGGGAAAUCAUCUUACCUUCUGUGGAAGCGGACGUAUCCAUGCCGGACCUGAAAGCCGAGGUGACACUGCCGUCUGUGGGCCUCGGGGCUGACGUGAAGGUGCCAGGAGCCGACAUACGGGUACCCAGUGUGGAAGUGGAAGUUGGUGAGAAAGGCAAAAUCAAGAUGCCCGAUGUCAAGAUGCCCAGUGUCAAAGUCCCCAAACUGAAGACUCCUCAAGUAGGGGUCACCCUGCCAAAGGUCAAGGCAGAUGUCUCCAUCCCCAAAGCAAAAGUCGCUGUGCCAGAGGCAGAGGUCUCCGUCAAGGUGCCCGAUGCAGAAGGCAGCAUCGAAGGGGGCGGGAUGAAAAUACACAUGCCAGAGUUCAAGAUGCCCAGCAUGGGUUUCUCCAAACCAGAAAUCAAAGGCCCCAAAGUCGAUGUGGACGUCAGCCUGCCUAAAGUCGGCGUCACUCUUCCUGAUGUCAGCGUUACCAAGUCCGAGCUGAAAACAGGGGACCUGGUGGCAGACAUCAGCCUCUCAGCACCUGAAGUAAAGCUUCCAACGGGCCAGGCUUCCUUGGAACUGAAAGCUCCAGAGCUCCAGAUAGAGGCACCAUCCCCCGAGAUUGCUCUGGAGGGCGGUGAGGCGAAGCUGGAGGGCACGGACAGUAAGUUUGAGAUGCCUAAAUUCCAAAUGCCCAAGUUUGGAAUUUCACUUCCCAAAGGGAAAGCAGCUGCCGAAGGGGAAAUCACCUUACCUUCCGUGGAAGCAGACAUAUCCAUGCCAGACCUGAAAGCCGAGGUGACACUGCCAUCUGUGGGCCUCGGGGCUGACGUGAAGGUGCCAGGAGCCGACAUACGGGCACCCAGUGUGGAAGUGGAAGUUGGUGAGAAAGGCAAAAUCAAGAUGCCCAAUGUCAAGAUGCCCAGUGUCAAAGUCCCCAAACUGAAGACUCCUCAAGUGGGGGUCACCCUGCCAAAGGUCGAGGCAGAUGUCUCCAUCCCCAAAGCAAAAGUCGCUGUGCCAGAGGCAGAGGUCUCCGUCAACGUGCCCGAUGCAGAAGGCAGCAUCGAAGGGGGUGGGAUGAAAAUACACAUGCCAAAGUUCAAGAUGCCCAGCAUGGGUUUCUCCAAACCAGAAAUCAAAGGCCCCAAAGUCGAUGUGGACGUCAGCCUGCCUAAACUCGGCGUCACUCUUCCUGAUGUCAGCGUUACCAAGCCCGAGCUGAAAACAGGGGACCUGGCGGCAGACAUCAGCCUCUCAGCACCUGAGGUAAAGCUUCCAACGGGCCAGUCUUCCUUGGAACUGAAAGCUCCAGAGCUCCAGAUAGAGGCACCAUCCGCCAAGAUUGCUCUGGAGGGCGGUGAGGCGAAGCUGGAGGGCACGGACAGUAAAUUUAAGAUGCCUAAAUUCCAAAUGCCCAAGUUUGGAAUUUCACUUCCCAAAGGGAAAGCAGCUGCCAAAGGGGAAAUCAUCUUACCUUCUGUGGAAGCGGACGUAUCCAUGCCAGACCUGAAAGCCGAGGUGACACUGCCGUCUGUGGGCCUCGGGGCUGACGUGAAGGUGCCAGGAGCCGACAUACGGGUACCCGGUGUGGAAGUGGAAGUUGGUGAGAAAGGCAAAAUCAAGAUUCCCGAUGUCAAGAUGCCGAGUGUCAAAGUCCCCAAACUGAAGACUCCUCAAGUGGGGGUCACCCUGCCAAAGGUCGAGGCAGAUGUCUCCAUCCCCAAAGCAAAAGUCACAGUGCCAGAGGCAGAGGUCUCCAUCAAGGUGCCUGACGCAGAAGGCAGCAUUGAAGGGGGCGGGAUGAAAAUACACAUGCCAAAGUUCAAGAUGCCCAGCAUGGGUUUCUCCAAACCAGAAAUCAAAGGCCCCAAAGUCGAUGUGGACGUCAGCCUGCCUAAAGUCGGCGUCACUCUUCCUGAUGUCAGCGUUACCAAGUCCGAGCUGAAAACAGGGGACCUGGCGGCAGACAUCAGCCUCUCAGCACCUGAGGUAAAGCUUCCAAUGGGCCAGGCUUCCUUGGAACUGAAAGCUCCAGAACUCCAGAUAGAGGCACCAUCCGCCGAGAUUGCUCUGGAGGGUGGUGAGGUGAAGCUGGAGGGCGCGGACAGUAAGUUUAAAAUGCCUAAAUUCCAAAUGCCCAAGUUUGGAAUUUCACUUCCCAAAGGGAAAGCAGCUGCCGAAGGGGAAAUCACCUUACCUUCCAUGGAAGCGGACGUGUCCAUACCGAACCUUAAAGCCGAGGUGACACUCCCCUCUGUGGGCAUUGGGGCAGACGUGAAGGUGCCAGGACCCGACAUACGGGCACCCAGUUGGGAAGUGGAGGCUGGUGAGAAAGGGAAAAUCAAAAUGCCUGAUGUCAAGCUGCCAAGUGCCGAAUUCCACAAACUGAAGACUGCUGACGUGGGGGUCACCCUGCCAAAGGUCGAGGCAGAGGUCUCCCUCCCCAAAGGAAAAGUCCACAUGCCAGAGGCAGAGGUCUCUGUCAAGGUGCCCGACGCAGAAGGGAGCAUCGAAAGGAGCGGGAUCAAAAUACACAUGCCAAAGUUCAAGAUGCCCAGCAUGGGUUUUUCCAAACGAGAAAUCAAAGGCCCCAAAGUCGAUGUGGACAUCAGCCUGCCUAAAGUCGAUGUCACUCUUCCUGAUGUCAGUGUUACUAAAUCCGAGCUCAAAUCGGGGGACCUGGCAGCAGACAUCAGCCUCUCAGCUCCUGAAGUAAAGCUUCCAACGGGCCAGGCUUCCUUGAAAUUGAAAGCUCCAGAGCUCCAGAUAGAGGCACCAUCCGCCGAGAUUGCUCUGGAGGGCGGAGAGGCAAAGCUGGAGGGCACGGAUAGAAAGUUUAAAAUGCCUAAAUUCCAAAUGCCCAAGUUUGGAAUUUCACUUCCCAAAGGGAAAGCAGCUGCCGAAGGGGAAAUCACCUUACCUUCCAUGAAAACAGACAUGUCCAUGCCGGACCUGAAAGCCGAGGUGACACUGCUCUCUGUGGGUGUCGGGGCUGAUGUGAAGGUGCCAGGAGCUGAGAUACGGGUACCCAGUGUGGAAGUGGAGGUCGGUGAGGAAGGAAAAAUCAAAAUGCUUGAUGUCAAGCUGCCGAGUGUCAAAGUCCCCAAACUGAAGACUCCUCAAGUGGGGGUCACCCUGCCAAAGGUUGAGGCGGAUGUUUCGCUCCCCAAAGCAAAAGUCACGGUGCCAGAGGCAGAUGUCUCUGUUAAGGUCCCCGACGCAGAAGGCAGCAUCGAAGGAGGCGGGAUGAACAUACACAUGCCAAAGUUCAAGAUGCCCAGCAUGGGUUUCUCCAAACCAGAAAUCAAAGCCCCCAAAGUCAAUGUAAAUGUCAGCCUGCCUAACGUCGAUGUCACUCUUCCUGAUGUUAGCAUUACCAAGUCCGAGAUGAAAACGGGGGACCUGGCAGCAGACAUCAGCCUCUCAGCACCUGAGGUAAAGCUUCCAACUGGCCAGGCUUCCUUGGAACUGAAAGCUCCAGAGCUCCAGAUAGAGGCACCAUCCGCCAAGAUUGCUCUGGAGGGCGGUGAGGCGAAAAUGGAGGGCACAGACAGUAAGUUUAAAAUCCCUGAAUUCCAAGUGCCUAAGUUUGGAAUUUCACUUACUAAAGUUGACAUUGACAUUCCCGACAUUGAUACUGAACUGCAAGUUACAGAUAUCAGAAAAUCUGAAGCACCUGAAAUAGAUUCAGGUGUUUCAGGUCUAAAAAUGCAGAUUUCAUCAGUGAAAGUUCUCCAAAUGCCAAGAGCUGGUAUUAAAAAAUCAGAGAUAGAUGUCCUUCCAUCUAUAGAUAUUUCUGUCGCAAAGUCAGAGGCUAACAUCCAAGGACCAGAUUUAGAAAGCAAAGAUAAAAGAACUGAAACUGAUGAAAAGGAAACCGUAGAAAAAGCAAGUAAAUUUAAAAUGCCGAAAUUCAAGCUGCCAUCAUUUAGCCGGUCUCCAAAAAAAGAAGCAAGUGUUUCUGCAGAUACUGAUGAAGAGCCCUCAUUUGCAGUUUCAACCAGUGAAAAAGAAUCUGAAUUAACACUCACUAUAGAGGAAACUGAAGGCCAAAUUGAAGAACUGGAGGGACUUAUGUCUAUUGAUAAAGACUCUGAGAAAACUAAAAUUAGAAGACCUCAGUUUACCAUGCCAAAAAUAUCCCUUCCAAAAAUAAAGAGUCAUAAAGCUGAAAUAUCUGCACCACAGCUGGAUACAGACAUGACAGCGUCUAUAAAAGAGGAAAGAGAGAUUUCACUACAAAUACCAGACAAAGAAAUCAGUGGUGGUGAUCCUAAAAAAGGCAUUAAAAUACCCAAAGGUAAGCUUCCAAGCCUAGAAAUUUCCAGGCCAGAAAUUAAAGCUCCUAAAGUGGGCAUGGAGGUCAGUUUACCUAAAAGUGAUGUCAAACCUCCUACACUUGAUGUCAGUCUUUCACAACCAGAAUUAAAAGCAGGUGUUAUUGGUGAUGAUAGUACUAAAUCAAUGACAGAAAUUAAGGUCCCUAUGGUAAAAGGUUUAGAAGUAGGAAUGGAAGCACCAUCCACUGAUAUCUCUGUAGAUGGAGCAGAUAUAAAAGUUGAAGGUGUGGACUGGAAGAUGAAAAGGCCAAAAUUCCAAAUGCCUAAGUUUGGGAUUUCAUUUUCUAAAGGAAAAGCUCCAGAAACUGAUAUUAGUCUACCAUCUGAGAAUGCAGAUGUUCCCCAGCUGAAAACAACAGCAGAUAUUGCUGAUAUUGCAGUUGAAGCUCCAACACUUGAAGCUGAGCAUGACAUGGCUGGUUCAGGAAAAACUGUUCUGGAAGGGAAAAUAAAAAUGCCACAAAUUCCUAAAGCAGACCUUAAGACCCCAGCAACAGACAUAAGAUUACCAUCAGUUGGACUUUUUGUGGCACAGCCAGAGAGGGAGGCUCCAGAUUCAGAUGCUACAGAAAAGGAAGCCAAUUUUGAGGGAGAUAUAAAGGCUGGAAGUAUAGAUGCAGAAGAAAAAGAAAGCCAUGUCAAAAUGCCAAAAUUCAAAUUGCCAUCAUUUAAUUGGUCACCUAAAAAAGAAACAAGCCUUAAAACAGCCACAAAAGAACCUCCAGAAGAACCUAAACUGACUAUCUUAUCAGGUGAUACAGAUGCAGAACUAACAGCAGUUCUGUCAGAAGAUCAAGAAGUUCACAUAGAUCUAGAUGCUGAAAUAUCCACAACAAAAGGUCAGGUAAAAAGGCCUCAUUUUAAUAUGCCCAAAAUCUCUCUUCCUAGGCCAAAGCUUCCAAAAUCACAGGGUAGCCUACCAAAAGUAGGGGCAGAUAUUACUAUGGAAAGAAGUGGAGCUUUGGUACAAAUACCUGACAUAGAGAGCAGUCUGACCACAAGAAAAGAAGAAGGAACUGAAAUAAGCAUAAAAAUGCCAAAGGGUACAUCAAAAGUGGAUAUCAAAGUUCCCCAAAUAGAUACAGAUAUUAAAGCUGAUAUUAAGGUGCCCACAAUGGAUAGUUCAUUUGAGCUGAAGAGUUCAGAAAUAGGUUUUGAAGGUGAAAUCGAUGUGGAUAGUGGAAAUAUACAAACUGAUGAUGUAGAGGGUAAGAUUAGAAUGCCAAAACUCCAAAUGCCAAAGUUUGGAAUUUCAAUUCCUCAAGGGAAAUUGCCAGAGAGUGGGGUCACCUUCCCAAAAACGGAAGGUGAAACUUCUCAGCUACUAGUGACAACAGAAAUUGAAGGACUUCGUGGGAAAGCUCCAACCCUGGAAGUAAAAGCUGAACACGCUGAUGUAGAAAUAAAAGUAUCAGCUGGAGAAAUACAAAUGCCCAGAGUUGACAUCAAAGCUUCUGACAUAUCUGUUUGCACCCCCGCUGAACAGGAUAUAAAAGAACAUGAUGCAAAGUCUGAAGAGAUCCAGACUGAGGAGUCUCAAGGUUGGUUUAAAAUGCCAAAGUUCAGGAUGCCUUCAUUUGGCCGAUCAUCUUCGAAGGUGAAAAAAGCCGAUGCUGAAGUGGAAGGUGGCACUGGAAAAGCUCCCCUUGUUGAAGUACAAGCUGAAAUAAAACCUCCUGAAAUUGCAGCCCAGUCUCCCCAUGCAACUGCUGAAUCAUGUUCUGAAAAGGAUAUUUUAAAAGGCGAAGUCAUUUUUCCUGAAGAGGACAUUACAAAAGGUGGAGUUUCCAUACAGAAAGAAAUUGGCCUAUUAAUGGGUGAAGGCAGUUUUUCACAGCCCUCAGGAAAAGCUGACAGUAAAUUAAGUCCCCUGGGGUCUAAAACGUAUGCUGAUGUAGUUAAACAUGGUGCUGAAGGACAGAGUUUACAUAAAACUCCGUUCACUGUCCCUGCAUCAGAAAUAAGUGUACCAAAAGUAGAUACUGAUAUAACUCGCCCUAAAUGUGAUAUGACACUUCAGCAGCACAAAGUCAAAUCAGAUACUCCAAUAGUGUCUAAGACAUCCUCCACUGAAAUUACUGUGAGUGGAACAGAGAAGAAAAUUGACGCGGUCCUUGCAGAGGCAAAGGUAGUUUUGCAAAGCCCUCAUGCAGCAGCAAAAACUGAAAAGGAGGGACAAAUGAAAUCACCCCAAAAAGAUAUUCAAGGGAAAGAAAGCAUAUUCAAAUUACCAAAGUUCAGUGUGCCUUCAUUUGGAUGGUCAACCACGAAAAGCACAGAGAAAGUUGUGGAUGCUACAUCUGACCUGGAAGAGCCUAUUAUUGCACCUUCAGAAGUUAAAAUGGAUGUUUCAAUCACUGAUGAAGGCUUUGAAAUAAUAGAGUACCCAAUUGAAGGCUUUGAAGAAGAUACACCAGUGGAAAGUGAAGUGAAAGCAGAAGAGGCAGAUGGAUCGAGUAAAACAAAAUCUUCUAAGUUCAAGAUGCCAAAGUUUGGCAGUUUACGUACGAAAUCACGAAGUUCAGAAGUUGACAUUGAUCCACCAAAGACAGAGGCUGAGGUGUCACUAGCUAAAACUGAAGGAGAGAUAUUUAGAAUCCAGGCUCAAAAAGUAGAAGCAUCUCUUGACAUGAAAAGUAAAAAACCAGGAGACACUAUGGACAAAAAAGAUUUGGAAGAUUCAGAGCUAAGUUUCCAUAUCCCCAAACUUAAAAUGCCCAAGUUCACACACGACACAUCUGUAGCUGAAGAACAAAUGUUGACUUCAGAAGGAACAACAGAUAUGAAAUAUGCUGCUACUGAUGGUGAUAGUGCACCUCAACUAGAAUUCAGAACUAUAGUCCUUGAUGAGAAAGUAGAAGACACAGAUUGUAAUAUCCAGAAAUCAAAAGUCAGAAUUACAACACUGUCUGACAUCCAAAGAACACAAGUGGAAAGUCAACUCCCAUUUACAAAUCCUUCUUUUACAGAAACAACCAGACAGAGGCCAAUGGAAUUCAGUGCUAAACUUCCUACAGAGAGAAUAGACACCAUGGAUGGUCAAAUCCAAAAAUCAGUAGCUAAAAUUACAACACUGACUGAACCAGAUAUUCAGACAACACAGCUUGAGAUUAAACGCCCACAUGCAGAUUCAUUUAUUCCAAGUUCAUCACUGCACGUCCAAGGACCAUACAUUGAAGAUAAUGAAAAAAAGAUACAAGGUAAAUCUGCAUUUGGAUCUGAUGAUGCUGAAAGUCAGGAAUCUUUCUCAACUCAGAUAGUAAGAGAAUCUGAAAUUCCUCCAUCAGAUGUUAAAACCGCCACCUAUGGGUUUUCUCUUUUCAAAGUGAAAAUCCAGGAAUCACAUGUGAGCUUAGAUAUACCAGUCAAACUGUCUUCUACAGAAUAUACAAAUGAAACAUUUGAGAGGAAAGAUCACCAAUUUUCAGAUGAAAGUUCAGGAGAAGCAACACAAAAGACCAGCUUUGCUGAACUGAAAUUAUCUGACAAAGGCCAAGAUAUAACUGGCAAAUUUACUGAUGGAGCAUCUUCCACUACUACCCUGACAAAGCUGAAAGCAUUUACAGUUGAAGUACCAUCUUCUAGUGAGUUUGUAGACAGUUCAAGGUUGUCUGAAUCUCCUAUAGAAAUUACAGAAGAGACAGAAGUUACAAGUACUGAAGAAGAGCCAAGAGAUCAAACAGAAAUAUCUGAUAGUAAGAGAUCUUCUGGCAGGUUUAAAUUUUGGUUUCCAAGUAUUGGGUUUUCUUCCUCUGUCGAUGACACAACUUCAGAUUCCAAACCUGAAGCUCAAAAAUCAUUUUCAGAAGAAACACAACUUGAUGACCCAUCCACAUCGGACAGUGACUCUGCCAAACAAACUGAAAAAACUGGAUGGUUUAGAUUUCCCAAGUUAGGUUUUUCAUCUCCAUCAAAAAAGAGCAGGGAAACUGACAAAGAAGAGGAGACACAUCCAGAUGAAAGAAAAGCUCAGAAUGAAGAAAGUCCAACAGAAAAACCAGAAACUUUUUUUGAUGCUCAAGAAACCUUACCAGCUAAUGAGACAAUAACAGAAAGUGAAACCUCAGGGACCGCAACUUUUGCACCCAUUGUUUCAUCUUCAGCAAGAACUGAAUUGAUACUACUAGAGAAAGGGAAAGCUGUAUCCCAAAGCAUUCCUGAAGAGGCAUCAAAAUGAAGUGGCUUCUUUCCCAUCAUAAUUCUGGCAUACAUAAAAAUGUGACAAAUGCUUUAAAAAAAAAAUCAGAAAACUUGUUGCCUUCUUUCAAGCAAAAGAAAAUAGAACAUUACAUUAAAAGGAUCCAGGUUUUUUUUAAUUAUAGUACUGUUUUCAAGAUCACGGAAAUGUAGAAAAAUUGUUCCUAACAAAGACACUUGUUGCAUGGGAUCUGUGCAUAAGGAAACAAAAACAGACAAAGAAAACUACUGACAAAAGGCAUCCAUGGUUCUAAUGAAACCAACAAAGAACCUUUCUACUAAUUUCCACAAAAGUGGUCUUUCUUCAAACCUAUUCAGAGGACUAAAGGCUGGACAAGAAAUUAAAUAUGAUCAUUUGAGAAUAACAUCAAUGAUUUUGUUAUAGAUUAUUUACAAAGAAUAUUAAGAAGCUAAUGCUGGGAAAAUUAGAAACUUAUUUACUUUUUUAGAUUUUAUUUUUUUUUACUGUGUUUCUGCUGCUAUCUUAUAAAAAAUAUUUUCGUUAUCUUCGAGCAAUAGGUGUAUUCCAGGAUUAUUUUAAAACAUAGACCGGACAGUGGAAAUAAUACUGUAAAUGUUGCAAUGCUUAUUCUUCCUUUCCAGAACGGGAGCAGGGUAGCAUUCUGCCAGUUUCUAAGAUCAGUCAAACCUGCAACCCAGUUAAACUGAAGUAUCAGGACCUAAAGUGAUUUACAUAUCAGUCCUAAACAUUUGCACCAACAUACCUAUCUAAUACCUUCCCUGCUAUAGCAACAUUGUAAUGCUAUUAUUUUCUGAUGUACUAGUAGAGCUAUUAAUGCAACCCAUUCUAAGCAUUUGUGCCGGAACAGCAUAUCUAAAUGCUACUUAUGGGGUUUUUUUAAGAAGGAUCUUAGCACCAUUGUCUUAAGGUCUGUGUUGGUGUGCCUUUUGGAGUUUUCUACACAUACAAUAUCAGGACCAUCUGAUAUGAUCACCUGGGUGAAUGAUGUGUGUGUGUGUUAUGUGCCUUCAAGUCUAUUAUGACUUAUAGCGACCCUAUGAAUCAGCAACCUCCAGUAGGAUCUGUUGUAAACCACCCUGUUCAGAUCUUGUUUGGUCUUCCUCCUUUUCUACUCCCUUGUUUUUCCAAGCAUUAUUGUCUUUUCUAGUGAAUCAUGUCUUCUCAUUAUAUGUCCAAAGUAUGAUAACCUCAGUUUCAUCAUUUUAGCUUCUAGUGAUAAUUCUGGUUUAAUUUGUUCUAACACCCAAUUAUUUGUCUUUUUCACGGUCCAUGGUAUCAGCAAAGCUCUCCUCCUACACCACAUUUCAAAUGAGUUGAUUCUUCUCUUACCCUCUUUUUUCACUGUUCAACUUUCACAUCCAUACAGAGAUCGGGAUUACCAUGGUCUGAAUGAUCCUGACUUUAGAGUUGAGUGAUACAUCUUUGCAUCUGAGGACCUUUUCUAGUUCUCUCAUAGCUGCCCUCCCCAGUCUUAGACUUCUUCUGAUUUCUUGACUAUUGUCUCCCUUUUGGUUAAUGACUGUGCCAAGGUAUUGAUAAUCCUUGACUAGUUCAAUGUCCUCGUUGUCCAUUUGAAAGUUACUUAAAUCUUCUGUAGUCAUUACUUUAGUCUUCUUUGCUUGUAUUCAUGCCCGUCCUAUGGCAAGUUAGGAUAAAUGCAUCUGCCACUAUACGUAAGAACGAGCUUUAGCAAUGUCCUUCAAAUAAUUGUUUUGAAAUCUUUGCAAUGGGAAGCUAAAAGAUGGAUCCUGUACAUGAUGCACAUGGCCAGUUUCCCUGGCCUCUAGCUCAGUGUUCUUCAACCUUGCAUCUCCAGAUGUUGAUGGACUACAGCUCCCACCAUCCUUGAUGACUGACCAUGCUGUCUGGGGAUGAUGUAAGUUAUAGUCCAACAAUAUCUGGGGACCUAACAUUGAACUGUGCUCUAGCUGAUUGUCUGAGCAGAUUCCCAGUUUUAUAGUGGAUACAGGAUGAAUACAAAUGACCAUUUACCUUAUCAUGUGACAACUUACCACACAGUAUGCACUUAAUUCCUUAAAAUUGGUUGUCCAUAUUGUCCUGCGAAGCAGUGAGAAUUUGACCUCCUUCCUCCUUCCUCAGAUUUCUAAUCAGGUAGAGAAAUGUGGCAGAAUUCUUCAUGCAACUUGGCAGUUUAAUACAAACCCUCUUCCCCUGUUCUUCCCUCACCAUCAUGUGAGGGGGAGGGUCGGCCCAAGACUUUAUGCUGCCUGAGGUGAAAGACAGGAUGGUGCCCCAUGCCCUACCCACAUACAGAAGCCAACCACGUGGUACCUGAAUCUUACUUCAAUACUUGCAACAGGCAGGACAGUGCACCUGAGGGCAGCAGGCUCCCUUAGGAGACACAGGGCAGUCUUGUGGCACCCAUAGCACUAUCCUCCAAGACCUUUCCACUUAUCUCCACCUCCUAGCAUCUGCUGCCUGAGGUGGUCACUACACUCUGCCUAAUGGUAGGGCUGGCCCUUUCUGUACACAUAUAGGCACUCCUUGUAAUUUAGAACCCUGGUUUUUCCAUGUUCUAAAUAGCACAGGUAACAUGAGUACAAAAGGAUCCCUGGUGCAGAAGUUCCCUUCCCAAUGUGGAAGGCAAUGAAGGGGACAUGACAGACAGGAUGUGAUGGGGCCAACAGAAUCAUACCCACUUUCCUCCUCAUUGUAUGAGGUCUGAAGAGGGCUACACUCAACUUUUUAAAAAAAUGCCUAUAUACAUACCGACUUGUCAAUAGUCAUCUGUAUUCAUUCAUUGACAAUCAUUUACAAAGUGUGAAUCAUCCACCACAGUGUGAAUGACCCCAGUUGGUAAGCUGUUUUUUGUAUCCUUCUGACAAAGCAGUAAAAAGAAUUUCCCGACAGAACAGGUACAGAAAUGUGGCCACAUUGUCCUCUGUAGUCACUCUCAGUCCAAAGACAUGCACUGGGCACACCAGAUUCAUUGACGUUCAUCAAGAAUAAAACUGACGUGAAAUACAUCUAACCACUCAAAGGUGGCAUUCAUUGGCAUCAGUCUUAAGACAAGGGUCAUAAGAUCCAACUCUCUUGAUAAAAAGAACCUUCUGAUCAGUACAAUGCUUCCACUGAAUGAGGCCUGAAGUAGCUUAAAGUCAAGUACUUCAGUAUGACUGGAUUGUAAACUGUCAUUCAUGUGUCUUCAAAAAUAAAAACAAUAGUCAUGACAGGAGUGUAACAUUUGAAGUAUAGACAGAAGGGAGCAUAGGUAAGUGGCUUUAAGUUUUUCCUAGAGAUGUAAGUUGUAAAUAGUUAUUGUUUGCCUUUUGGAUUAUAUGACUGCUUCUUACACAUAUGCAGCCAACAAGAUGGUACAUAUAUACCUGUCAAACAUUGUGCUUAUGUACAGCAAGAACGUUGAAUGUAUCCUGGCUAUGCCCCUGAUAUGGAAAUAAAAGCAGUAUCAUUAGUAUUGUGAUAAUAA
Molecule: messenger RNA, 23945 nt
Organism: Rhineura floridana
Lineage: Eukaryota; Metazoa; Chordata; Lepidosauria; Squamata; Rhineuridae
Product: neuroblast differentiation-associated protein AHNAK-like
Exons: 8
Coding region: 887-20494 (6535 amino acids)
Biological process (GO): regulation of RNA splicing
Cellular component (GO): cytoplasm; nucleus
Molecular function (GO): protein binding
Source: RefSeq, a predicted model, not a curated record